UCGACAAUUUAAAGCUGGAAAGCAGAAGGAAGCUGUGAUUCUCAAGGGAGUGGCGGUGACGCCUCAUCACCUACAAAUACCACCCCUCCCCCCGCCUCACCUCUUAUCAGCCUUGCUGACUGCCUCUUUCUUGAAGCACAAGCCACACCAUCCCUGCCCUUGUGAUCUCUGCCUCCCAAACCAAGAACACAAGCCCUCUUUGGAUACUGCAUGCUAUCUUUGUUUGAGCUUAACACAUAAUAAACAGAGCCUCUCCGCUUCCAAACUCUGCGGUAAGGAUGUCGGUUGCUGUGGCGCAAAGCUCAUCCGCAACUGCGUUCUACACGGACAACUGCCGCUGGCCGGCGCCUGUGGAGCGACGCAAGAGCGAUGCUGACCCUCCUCCGCCGGUCGAAGAGAGCAGCGACGAUGAGCGGCCCGGGCAAUUCGACAUAUGGAGCGCGAUCCAAUCGCAGAAGGUGGCGGAUGCCGCUCCUGACCAGCCGGCGGCUCCUUAUGUUCAUCCUCUGGUGAGGCGAUCGCCGAGCUUGUUGAGCCAGAGGAGCCUGGAGAUCUGCACGGAAAGCCUCGGCUCCGAGACCGGCUCCGAUGACUUCUCCUCGUCCUUGGAAGACCUCGACUACUAUUAUCCACCCAAGUUUGAGGACGAAGAGAAAGAGGAAGAAAAGAGGAGCCAAGGAGUAGCGGGAAGAGGAGCCAAGGAGCUGUCUUCCGUGAACUUCCGUUGCUGCAGGAGGUCACCGCCGAGGUCGUUCCCCCCGCCGCUCCCGUCGAUCUCACGACGGAACGUGUCUUGCCUCCAUAUGAGGCCUCACCGCCUCGACGGGCGCCUCGUCGUGGAAGCCGUCCCCGUCCCCGCCCCUUCAAAGUGCUACCUUCACGCCCGGCGCGUGGACGGCCGACUCGUCCUCUCCUUCACCGAUUCCACUCAGGCUCCCAAUAAAGUCACACAACCACAACAGCAUGAAGAUGUCGAACAAGAUGCAGAUAUCAAAGAAAAUGAGGCAACGGAAGAAAAGGACGAAGAGUUUGAAGAAAAGAACUGCUGCGAAGAAGAGGAAGAAGAAGAGGAAGUGGAAGUCGUGGACAGGGGAACUAUCGUCGAGGUGAAGGUGAGCACGCAACCCCAGCAACGGACCGGCGCCAUGAAAGUGCACCGUUCCUCGCUCGUCAUUAACAAGUUCGUCAGCGGCACGCCCCUAAGUGGCAUGACCAAAUGCGAGCAACCGACUGAGAACGAUGAGAACGUGAGCACCGUUCCAUCAUCUUCUGCACCCAGGCGUGCAUCGCCAACUACCACAACCACUGCGGCGGUGGCGGUGGCGGCGGCGUCCACGCUGAGUGUCACCACCGAAGGCGACAUUGACUACGGCCAUGGCGGGCUGUGGGUGCCGCUUGGUGGCCACCACCCGCCUGCCGACAACAAGCUGUUGUUUACUUCCAAGCGGCGGAACCGCGGCGAGCUCCUGCACGACAUGAAGAGAUGCAGCCAACUCCGGAGGCCGUUGUUCAUAUGGGAGCCCUGUUGUAUUGCCACAUCCUCUUGAGAGUGCCGACGCAGCUGGCCACGGCGUCGCAUGCGUGGACCCAUCCUAUCCCUUCUAUUGAUGAUUACUAUUCUUACUAUUACUAUUAAGCUAGUAAGCAUGAUUAUUGCAUGCCCUGUAGCCUAACUGUUUGGUUCCCUUUGUACUGUGGUUUAGUGAACCACACCGAUGUCUUUUCCUUUGGCCAACCAGUGAUUGAAUUUAAUAAAGAAAAAAUAUGAGAUUUUUAUG
This is a messenger RNA of Musa acuminata subsp. malaccensis (wild Malaysian banana), 1778 nucleotides long. RefSeq names its product protein FAF-like, chloroplastic. NCBI's taxonomy places the organism in Eukaryota, Viridiplantae, Streptophyta, Magnoliopsida, Zingiberales, Musaceae. The record is from RefSeq and is a predicted model, not a curated record.